Messenger RNA from Ananas comosus (pineapple), 2294 nucleotides. RefSeq lists its product as uncharacterized. The record is from RefSeq and is a predicted model, not a curated record. Bases 1187 to 2119 code for a protein of 310 amino acids. NCBI's taxonomy places the organism in Eukaryota, Viridiplantae, Streptophyta, Magnoliopsida, Poales, Bromeliaceae. The transcript is spliced from 3 exons.
UCUUUUUCCAGCAUUGGGCACGAAAAGAUUAGCGUCUGAAGAGUUCAUCAAUGAUUGGGAUAAUAAAAGGCUAAAUGCAGGGCAUGCAAUUCGGCUCAACAUGUGGUGCCCAGUUCUUUAUUGCAAUAAUCCUUACUUAAUUAACCCAGGCCCCCAAUUUAGAAUACCAAACUUUUGCUUUCCCUUGCUUUGUAAUGUAUAUAUAAGUGUAGUAAUGACACAUACUGCAAACGUUAUUUAUUAAGUACUUAUACUCCUUUUGUGUGGCUUAAUUUACCUAACCAAAAGCAUCUUUCGUGUUAAUUAACUUAAUUAAUUCCAUCAUCAGCAAACUUUUUCUACGCAAACGUUUUUGUUUUCCUCUCUAAUUUGCUAGGCUAAUAGGGGCCAACACUGUAAAAAAAGCGAGUUCUUAGCCACUAUAUAACAAUCGUCUUUUGUAAAAUCAUUUUGUGGCUUGAUUGAGCUGUAGCCUCCAAAAGCUUCAGUUAGAUGCAUCUGCAUUGGAUCCGCGAGCAAAUGAUUAAAAUGAUUAACAGCUCUGCAGAUUUACUUGCAAUGUGUAAAGAAAAGGGAUUCUUUGUAGUAGUUCUAUUUUUGUUAUUUGCAGGUAAGCUUGAAUAUCUUGUUUUGUUGCUGAUUUUUGGAGUUUAUAAGAUUGUAGAUCUUUUCCGUCGGCAUUUGUAUAUAUUUUUGGUGGAAUUUAAGUGGGAGAGUAUGAUUGUGUGAUGAUGCUGAUCUGGGAAGUUUUGCAAACAAGAUAUCAAACCCUUGUCCAAUGGAACAGUUUUUGGGACAAGUCAGUAACUGAUCCGCCAACUGCCGUUCUCCUGCAUAGGAUUCUAGGCUGCAGGAAGAAUUUGGGUAAGUUCAUUAUUCUGGCUUUUAAGUAUCGAGACAAUUGCUUAAAUUUUUAACCUUUUUCACUUCUUUCCAAUUAUAUGCUACUUCCGGUUCUUUGUAAGAUCUUUUGACCACAUGCCAAUAAUCUAGAAUUUGCCAUUUGAUCUUGAUCGGUGAAGAAGACUAUUAAAUAGAUUUGGUUAGCUUGUCAAAUUUAGUACCUGUUUGCUUUAUUGAUUGAUUAAUUUAUUGUUUGGGACACUUAUUAUAUCUCAUAUGAAAGUCUCUUAACAAUUCAUUUUGUUCUAUAUGUCGAGUUUAGAAAUUUAUUGCACUAUACUGAAUGCAAAUAAUUUUUUUUUAUUUCAGUUAUUUUUCUAUAAUGGAUAAAAGUUGGAUGACCAAACCUCGAAAUAGUGAUGCAUAUAAAAAUGGAGUCUUACAAUUUCUGGAAUUUGCAUUUUGUAAUGCAUCCUAUAGUGGCAAAAUAAUGUGUCCUUGUGUACGCUGUGUUAAUUGUUCAUUACAAACAUACGAGGAUGCGAAGAUACACUUGAUAUGUGAUGGCUUUCUAAGGGGAUAUACUAGAUGGAUUUGCCAUGGAGAGGACGCUUUAUCUUUUAAUUCCCCAAUUAAUACUGCCACGUCUUCUUCAGCUUCUCAGUCUUUACAUAUGCAAGAAGCUUUACAAGUGCAAGAGUGCAUCCCUAUCACCCAAAACUUUAGAAGAUCAGAUGACAUACAUGGACUUUUACAUGAUGCCAUUGGCUUAGCCGGUGAACCAACUAAUGAAACAAAUAUACCAACUAAUGAAUUUGAUGAAAGGGAUGGCCCAGAACAAUCUACAGAAGAACCUCGCAUGGAACAAUCUAAUGAAGAGACUAAUGGAAAUCAUGAUUUUCAUAAACUAUUAAAAGAUGCAAAUGAAGAAUUAUAUCCGGGAUGUAAGACAUUUUCAAAACUCUCUUUUAUACUCCAUUUGUUCCAUUUGAAAUGUCUAAAUGGUUGGUCAGGAGAAUCAUUUACUAUGUUGCUAGAGAUAUUGGCUGAUGCAUUUCCUGAAGGUACUUCAUUACCCCGUUCUUCAUAUGAAGCAAAAAAAAUGGAACAGAAGGGUUAUAUUUAUUUUCAAGUGCUGGUAGUCCUAUUGGAAAGAUUGAAAAUAUUAUACUGGAUCAAAAAUCAUGGGUUCAAGCACAUCGUUAUGUCCUUCGUCAUUAUGAUGACCUUGAGCCUUUUCGCCAGUAAGUCAGAGUUAUCUUACUUAUUCUAUUGAUACUUGACAUUUAUAUAUAAAUUGAAAUAAAACUAACUUUAUUUGAAUAUAGACAAUUUAUUGAUUCAGAGAAAAGAAAACGACGCCGUCAUACGCGCCUCAGUGGUCACGAUAUAGAAAAAUUGGUAAAUGAGAGAUUUCAUGAAUGGUUACAAAGUAAGGUAUAUAUUGUUUA